AUGAGUCAUUUCCCGGAAAACGAUGAGAGUGAUUGUUGUAAUCGCCCAAAAGAAAGAAGACGAUCAUUUUUGGAUAUAGGUGGAGCCAAUUCGAUCAAUAAGUUUGCGUCGUCAUAUACUAGGGCCCAAUCUUAUUUAGGGCUGAGUUUAGUUGAAACUUCAUUAGGCCAGGAAGUAGAAGGAGAUUUAAGUCCCUGUACAUCACUCUAUGACGCGGCUACAGAAAGCGCAAUUGACGAUGAUCACAGAGAUGAUCAAGAAGGCCUUGACCAAAUAAAUACGUUUAGUUUCGAACAUGAUGAAAAUACGUCUUUACUAUCUAGGCGAGCAAGCAAGGCUGAUUCAGAGCGUUUAAUUACUGGUGAUUCUACGGCUCCACAAACCAUUUUUAAUUGCAUAAAUACCUUGAUGGGAAUUGGUAUGUUAUCUUUACCUUUUGGCUUUCGUUUGUCGGGGUGGGUUAUUGGUACUUCGAUGCUAUUAUUCAGUUCGCUAGUUACCAACAUCAGUGCAAAAAUGAUGGGAAGGAUACUAAGGAAGUAUCCACAUCUUAUGAGUUAUGGAGAUAUAGCUCACCUAUAUGGCGGUCAGGGUAUCAACAUUAUUGUCACACUUGUAUUUACCUUUGAUCUCCUUGGCGCCAUGAUUUCGUUAAUAAUAUUAUUUAGCGAUUCAUUUUAUAUUUUAUUUCCGUCAUUACAGAAAGGCUUAUUGAAGGGCAUUAUUGUCACUGUGCUUUUCUUGCUUUCAUUUUUACCAUUAUCAGUUUUAUCCUUGGUCAGCUUGUUGGGAAUCAUUUGCACUACACUUCUUAUAGUGGUUAUAAUAAUUUGUGGACUUUUAACCACAUCGUCCCCUGGAUCGUUAAUCACCCCCGCAUUUACAAACAUAUGGCCAUCUGAGUAUAAAUACUUAUUACUAAGUCUUGGAUUAUUUAUGGCACCUUGGGGUGGACAUCCUGUAUUUCCUGAGUUGUAUAGGGAUAUGAGACAUCCAUCAAAAUUUUCAAAGUGUUGUAAUAUAGCCUUCGGUAUUACAUUCAACUUAGACUAUUUAAUUGCGGUAAUUGGCUUUUUGAUGUUCGGAACAGAUUGUCAGGAUUCUCUUACUAAAAACUUGAUGACAAAUAAAAACUAUCCUGAGUGGGUCCGGCCGUUGAUUUGUUUGUUCAUGGGUUUAUUGCCAGUGUCUAAGUUACCGUUGAUAACCAGACCGAUUAUUACUGUCUAUGAAAGUUUUUUCAAACUUAAUCAAACUAAUUAUACAGUUGUCAAAAAUGGAAUAAGACAGGAAGUCUAUGGAAUCAAAAGGGUUUUAUCUAGGGCUAUUUUCUGUGUUUUAUUGUUCCUGAUAUCUUUAAUUUUCAACUCCUUUGGAAAGGUUAUCUCCUUUUUAGGUAGUGCAAUUUGUUUUACUAUCUGUAUGACUUUACCUUUCAUUUUCUAUUUGAAAUUCUAUGAAAACGACAUCUCUAUCAUAGAGAGGGUAUUAAUUAAGGCUGGAAUAAUUUUUGGAGUUAUAUUCUCAUUAAUUGGAACCUAUGGAUCAAUUGUAAUUGAUAUUUAA
Molecule: messenger RNA, 1566 nt
Organism: Debaryomyces fabryi
Lineage: Eukaryota; Fungi; Ascomycota; Pichiomycetes; Serinales; Debaryomycetaceae
Gene: AVT1
Product: Avt1p
Exons: 1
Coding region: 1-1566 (521 amino acids)
Biological process (GO): amino acid transmembrane transport
Cellular component (GO): vacuolar membrane
Molecular function (GO): amino acid transmembrane transporter activity
Source: RefSeq, a predicted model, not a curated record